Lucilia sericata (common green bottle fly) is the source of this 5361-nucleotide messenger RNA. RefSeq lists its product as uncharacterized. NCBI's taxonomy places the organism in Eukaryota, Metazoa, Arthropoda, Insecta, Diptera, Calliphoridae. The record is from RefSeq and is a predicted model, not a curated record. The transcript is spliced from 4 exons. Bases 880 to 4614 code for a protein of 1244 amino acids.
UCCUAAAUAUUCCUUUUACAAUGCAUUUUGCAUAUUUCGUACACCUGAAAAUGUACCAAAAACGAAAAAUAGUACUCGGUAAAAUACUACCCAUAUUUACAACACUGUGCUUUUAUACAAACAGAUUGCAACCCUAUAAACGUUGUGCAAAUUUUGUUUAUGAAAAGAAAAUAGAUGGGUAAAACAAACAGAGAAACAAAGAAAAAAUCACGUAAAGUAGAAAGAAAAAAGGAACAUGUAAAAAGUUUUCCAUUUUCAAAGAAAAUUUAUUUCAAUCAUUGACGUUUUCCAUGGAAAAAAAGAGUUUGACUGCCUGACUUAAUAUGUGUGUGAGUUCGUGUGAAUGAGUGUGUGUGUGUGUGAAAAAGGUGAACUUUGAAAAACUAUUAAAUGGAAAAAAGGAAAAUGAAGAAAAAGAAAAUCGAGUAAAAUAUUAUGCGUAGUAAAAUAAAUUCCUUAUUUUUUGUUAAAAAUAGAAAAUGAAAUUAAUAAAUAAAUGCAACAUUUUGGAAAAUUAAAAAACAUUAAACAGAAAAUACAAUUAUAAAAGAAAAAAAUUAAUGAAAAGAGACAAAUUUUAAGUGAAAAAAUAAAAAUUAAAAAAAUGAUUAUAAACGAGUACAAAACAAAAAAGAAAAACAUUCUCUGAAAAAAAGAAGAAAAUUAAAACGAAAUAAUUAGUUUAAAUGAAUGUGAAUUAAAGAAUUACAAGAAAAAAACACGCUACACUUUUUAUAAUUGAAGAAUUUUUGUAACAAGAAUUUUUGCAAAAAAAAAAAAAACCCUAAAUGCUAGAAUUAAACAAUUGAACUAAUUUUAAAUUAAAAUUAAACACAACACAAACAACAGCAGCAGUAGCAUCAACAGCAGCUUUAAAAUAUGGAUGGCUCUAAUAAUACAACUGGAGGUUUAUCUUCGCGUAGUCUUCCCUCGCUAUUUGCAAUAAGCAAUGGUUCCUCUAUGGCUUCUAAAGAUCUAGAAGGCUUAAUGGCCAUGAAUGAUAGUGCAUUGUCACAACAAAUCGAAUUUAUCUUACAAGAUGCUCCCAUGGAGCACGAAGAUGCUGAUGAUGCCGAUGACGACGAAAAUGACAAUCAUCAUCAACAUCAUCAUCAUCGCCAGCCAACACACAAUCAGCAAGUAUUAUAUCAACAACACCAAGUGACCACAAAGUCCUCGUCCGCCAACGAAGUUGGUCAUCAACUAAUGGAAACAGAAACCAGCAGCAGUUCUCAGGGGGCCAUAUCAUCGACUGCAGCUGCUAAGAAAACAAUAGCAGCUGCCAUUUAUAAAUUAGAGACCCCACCGAAUUCAACUACACCAAUAACAAGCGCUUCCGAUUUAAGUCAAACCAGUCAAGACGCUGAACAGUCCAUAAUCGAAACAAAAAUACCAACAGCACAACAUCAACAUCAUACAACUAUUGUUCAACAGCAGCAACAACAGCGUCGUCCAACGCAUCAUCAUUUCCUUAAUGGUCGUGGUAUCAUUGUACGCUCUUCAGAUUUACACAAUUACAAUUCGCUGCCCUUGUCAGCGGCAGCCUCAAUGGAUCAUCAUUCUUUGGAAACCGAAGACGAUGAAGAAGAUCCCGAACUAAACGAUGAAAACUUGCAAGAUAUCGAAGAGGAGGCUAAGGCAGCUGAAGCCGACGAGGAACCUCCCCAUCUAGAAGCCACACAAAUCAAAGUGGAAAAUAUGGAGGUACAACCCAGUGAUAAUACUCCAAGAUUGGCCUACACUAGUGCUGCCACUACCGUGACCACCACCGAUGCCGAUGGCCAGCCGACACAAUUGGUAUUGCCAGCCGGUUCCAUUGUCAGCACUGGUACACGCACUGUAACAGUGCCCGUUUCCGAAGCUUUAGCCCAUCUUCAAAGACGUCCAGUAUUCAUUAGCAACGGAGUGGCCAAUGUGGGCGGCACCACUUUGGUACGUAUGCCCGCUGUUUUGAGUCGUAAUGGUUCGAUGGCGGUCUUAAAUGUGGUACAACAGCAAGUUGGUACCAAUGGCCAAACAACACAGCUGAUACUGCAGGCUGCCCCCAUGGGAAGUAGCGGCACUGCCACUGGAACUCCUAUAAUGGUAACCACCACCCAGCAGCCACCGCAGCAUCAACAGCUAACUAAUACUACAACAGAUAAUACAGGGAAUUCAUCACCAAUUUCAACCAUAACACAAACUUCCAAUACCCAUCAAAUACUGACAAAUGCUUUAACGACCAAUCAACAGGCGCAGCUGCAACAAGCUCAUCAUCAACAGCAACAACAAACAACUACAAUAAUGACUCUUAACAGUGGCUCAACAACGACCUCCCCUUCGUCGUCGACGUCGUCUUCAGCAGCUACUGCAUCUGCAACAACAAAUGCUGCCAUAUCAACAACAAGAUCACCACCUCCCCGAUCAACAUCCAUUUCGACUCAUCCUAUUGCAUCGACUUCAGCCCAAGCUCAGGCAGCUUAUACCCGCAAUACAGCAUCCACCUCGCCACCCUCCUCUUCUUCGUCCGCUUCACCCUCAUCCACCUCCAUGCCGUCUGGGUCUGGCACAAUGGGUGGUGGCGGCGGUGGCACAAUCUAUCAGUGCUUGGAAUGUGUAGAGAAAUUCGACAACAAAGAACUCUUCGAAAUUCAUCGUUCCGGCCAUGCCAACAACAUGAAAUGCGCCAUCUGUAAUAUGGUUUUGAAAUCAUUGAAAAACUAUGAGAAACACUGUCUUCGCUGCAAACCGUACGAAUGUCAAAUUUGCGGUCGUGUCGUACGUUUUCGUCCCAAUUUCAUAAAACAUAUGCGCGUCCACACCGGACAACAGUCCGAACGUCAUAAGUACAAGUGCGAAGUGUGUCACAAAGAAUUCAUGAGUUUCGAAUACUUUAAGGUUCACAAAAAGAUCCACAAUGAAAAUGUUAAUCUGACGUGUGAAAUAUGCGGCAAACAAUUUAGCGCUUUGGCGUCGUUGAGAGGACAUUCUAAAUUGCAUUCUGGUGUUAAGUUGCACAAAUGUGAAGUUUGCGGUAAAGGCUUUGGUCAACGUUACAAUCUCAAGAUACAUGCUCGCACACAUACUGGUGACUUUCCAUUCGAGUGUAAAAUCUGUAAAAAGAAAUUACACACUCAAUCAUCGUUGCAAACCCACAUGCAAGUUCAUCAACGUGUUCAAACGUCACAAGCAACGUCAACCAUUAAAUCAACAGCCACCAGUACCACAACCAGUGGUAAUACAAGUUCCAGUAGCAGUGCCAGCAGUGCUCACAAUUCACCCACUUCGACCAUCAUCAAAAUGGAACCACAGUUGACAGAGUCCUCCAGUCCACUGGAAAGACCCAGCACCAGUGGCAAUGUAUUGCUCAGCCAACACUCCAUGCACGAUGAUCUAGACGAUAAUUCGGCCAUGAGUGAUGAACUCAAUUCGUUGAAUGGCCAUCAGUAUGUUACAACUAGUUGUGUUAAGAAUACAAUUGUCUCAGCCACCGGCGAUGAUUCAUCCGAAUCAUCGAAUACUUCACAAGAACAAUUGCGACAGACUAGACAAAUCUUAUUGAACGGAGGCACACCGACACGAGCCAUUGUGAUUAAUAACUAUUUGCAUAAUAAUGAUAAUAAAGGUGUUGACACACUGCUGUCGCAGACAUCACAGCCGCAACAUCAUGCUCAAGUCAUACGUCAUAAUAAUAGCAGUAGUAGCAGUCAUAUAACGAGCAGCAGUAGUAGUGCAUUGCAACAACAAUUGAUGCGUAAAACUCCUAUAAUACAUUCGACUGGUGGUGUAACAUCAUUAACAAGUUCAGUAUUUGCCAGUGCCAUUCAACAUAGAGGCACAUCACCAUCUCCCUCACCUUCUUCUUCAUCAACAUCAUGUUCCUCUUCAGUUGUGGUCUCUAAAUCUGGAGUACCCCUAUCAUUGGCCUCGGCUGCCCUGGGUUCCUCUUCAAUAAUACGCAGUACACGAGAUCAUGAUGCCAGUCUCAAUGGCCAUCAUCAUCAUCACCAACAAAAUCACCACAACAAUCACCAACGCAAUAACCACCGAAAUCACCACCGGCGUCGUCAUCUGGCCGAUAUGGAUGAUGACGAUGAUGAUACGAAUUUACAUCAUCCGAGUGUCAAUAACGGCCGUCACUUUGAUGACGACGAUGAUAUAUUAGAUGAGAAAUCUUCCCCGUCCCUGGCUACGACAGCCAUCAAAACCGAACCGAAUUUCUAUGUCUCUGGUGAUAAUUCGAAUGAGAUGUUGAUCAAAGAAGAGGUUGUAUUCGAUGACAAUUCCGCCAAUUCGCCCCACUCGCCACCCAGUUCGAAAUUUGGCAUGUCCAAUUUUGACAAUGAUCUCGACCAUCAUGUAGAUUUGUCUCAUUCGUUACCCACGUAUGGGUAUCUCUUGGACCAACACUCCAUACCCGACACAAUACCAGCUCAACUGUAUGCCGAUGAUGAUGAUUUUCGAUUAGAUCACAAUUCACUGGGAGCUUUACACAAUAAUUCUUCAUCGACCAACGAUGGUGAUUACAUUAAGAAAGAGUGGAGCUAUGGCACAAGUUCGAAUUAUACAAUAAAUGGCAAAUUUGAUGACGACAGCAAUGCUUUAUGUGAUGCCGCCAAUUUCAUUUAUAAUUGAUUGGAAGAUAUACCACCGUCACCGGUAUUAGUAGAUGGUUGAUAUCGUUAUAACUACAGCAAGAGCAGCAGCAGCAAUUUAAAAACGAAAACAAGGUGAAGUUAAAUAGUUUAUAAUUAUAAUAAUCAUCAUAAAUAUUGAAUCCUGGAAUCCCUGUUGUGGCCAGAGAAAAAGAAUAAUAAUUUUUUUUCUUAUUUCUUUCGCCCCUUACACAGAUUUCUUUUAUUAGCGUUAAACAAACAAAAAAAGCAUGUGUUUUGUAACGAAACAUGUAAAAAAAAACAAAUGCCAACAAAUUUACUAAGUAUUGAAAACAAAACAAACACAAGCACAUUAUAUAAAUUAUAUAUAAUUUUAAUUAUUAAACUUAAAAGAACAAACAAAAACAUACAAAACCCUUUAUGGUUUAAAAACCGCUAACAAAAGGACAACAAAUCCAAAAGUUUUUUACUUUUUGAAUGUUGUUUAAGUUAAAAGAAUUUUACAAAAAAAAAUUUAACUCCUCCUCGCAUAAAAUGAAACAGCAAAAGAACAACAAAUUAAACAAGUGAAUUUUCUUUUUCAUUUACUGAACGCUAAGAAAACGUAACCUAGAACUAGAACUUAAAAUAAAACUUUUUCUGGGAUUUUGUUCUUCUUUUAACAAAAAACAAGCAAAUAAACAAAAAGAGCAAAAAAAUAACUCUUUUCAACACUGUCUCUUGUCCCCACCUAAACUAAUCUCCUGUUGGUUGUUUUUCUCCCCCC